AUGGGUUCAACUUCUCCUGAACAGUUUUCCCUCUUCGACACCUUAACUGGGUCCAAGUCUGCGAACCAUCAUGCGGCUACCAGCCUUAUUCUCAACUUAUUGAAGGCGGUCGGCUACGAAGCGUGCCAGACGGAUCGCAAUACGCAUUAUCUCUACUCUGUCGUAUCCGACAUUAGAGAUGCCUACGACAGCGUUAACGACUGGAUCGAUCGGGUAGACUCAGGGAACGGCGAUAUCUGGACUUUGUUCAACAACUAUACUAAUGCAAUCGACCCUCUUGAAGAGCGACUAUCACGGCUAUUCCAAUUACUCAAAGAGGAUUACAAUAAGGAGCAGACCUACACUAGUGAUGACGACCUCGGGAGUUGUUUCGACCUUGUUGAAUUAUUCGAAACAAUCAGGGGUGAACUUGGAACUACAGUUGAAAAACUAGGUCAAUAUUUCGCAGAGGGGGAUAAAUCCAGUAAAUCUAGGUCUCUGUUCGGCGAUGACUACCUCUAUAUCCAAAGUCUGCGGAAUAAGCUUGAUAAGAAACAAGUCAUGGGCAAACGUUACCUUCGUAAAUUCAGGCAAGAAAACGACAAGACCAUAAAGCUCCUCGAGAAUUGGUCCACUGGUCCACCUCAAGGUGCGACGGCCGAUAAAAUCGCUAUCAAAGGAAUUCAAGUUUGGAUGAUCGUCUACUCUGUCAUCGACAAAGGAACCGCACCCUCGGCCUCUAGUAAAUUGAAAGCCCUUAUCAACACCGAAGAACUGUGGAAUGAACUAUACAAGACGACUGUGCUUGUGAAUGAAUAUCUGCAAGCACCCUCGAAACCGUUCGAAAAGCUCGAGAACAACUACAAGGCCUUGAUCGAAUAUCUCAAGACCUCCGCGGUAAUUGUCCUCGCUCGAGGACAAAAAUCUGAAUCUGAAUUGAUUUCCCUCCCUCCCCAGCCUUCCUUGUCAAGAUUGCCGGAUACCUAUCUCAAAGUAAUUAAACUUGUGGCCAAAACUGGACGUCCUUACUUCGCGCAAGCCGUUAUCUUGGCAAAAGAAUGCCAGAAACUUUCAAGCACCUACUCUGCGAAGCCAUUGGACCAGCGCCACGAAAUUGAAGAGGUCUUUACAAAGGUCGAGGUUGCACUGAAGUCAGCCGAAGACCAUAGGUCCCAUAACGCGUCAGCCAAACUCGAAGUGUCUGAUGAUGUCGACAAAAAGUUCAAGGAGGCACAUGAGCAGGCGAAGGACUGUUUCCAGUCCUUGGAGUUGACUAAUGACUGGGAUGAGCUGGACCGGGGGAUGAAAACCGCCAAGGCCAAUGAUACUCAGCGCAAGCAAGACUUCGAAAGCUACGUCAAAGCUCACGCGUCCCAGCAGAGUCUGCCUCACCAGUCCUUUAUUACGGUGACUAUCGAGACUCGGGCCUCAAAGGGGAGUACAGAAGGAGUUCUCCAUUCAUAUAAGGUCGAAAAGACCACGAGGCUCAGCACUCUUCUGUGGGAUCGCAUCCGUUCUGAGGCGAGACCAGCCGGGCUGAACGUCAAGGCUUAUUUCACCAAGAAAGACUCACCCAACAGGGAACGUCUUGACUCUGAUAUGAAGAUUGAGGAAGUUGAUCCCAAUACCCCACAACUAACUUUGGUUCUGGUUAUUCCUACCUGA
Marasmius oreades (fairy-ring Marasmius) is the source of this 1644-nucleotide messenger RNA. RefSeq lists its product as uncharacterized. The record is from RefSeq and is a predicted model, not a curated record. The coding region runs from base 1 to 1644 and encodes 547 amino acids. NCBI's taxonomy places the organism in Eukaryota, Fungi, Basidiomycota, Agaricomycetes, Agaricales, Marasmiaceae. The transcript has 8 exons.